Messenger RNA from Racocetra persica, 203 nucleotides. Lineage: Eukaryota; Fungi; Glomeromycota; Glomeromycetes; Diversisporales; Gigasporaceae. The record is from the annotation of a GenBank genome assembly.
AUGGCUUUUGAAUUAUUAAAUUUAAAUAAUUGUUCAGAUGAAUCAGCAAACAAUUCAACCUAUAAUAAUAAUAAUGACGAUAAUGAUUUUUUUAGUCAAUUAAAGACUACAUCUCGUCAAACAUUAAAACUAAUUGAAUUGGAUGAAGUAAUAUAUUAUUUGGCUUUAGAUAGUAUUGAACUUGAUGAAGAUCCAAUCAAAUG